Thermochaetoides thermophila DSM 1495 is the source of this 525-nucleotide messenger RNA. RefSeq names its product 60S ribosomal protein eL20. Gene Ontology annotation, molecular function: structural constituent of ribosome. The record is from RefSeq and is a predicted model, not a curated record. Bases 1 to 525 code for a protein of 174 amino acids. Gene Ontology annotation, cellular component: ribosome; cytosolic large ribosomal subunit. Gene Ontology annotation, biological process: translation. Lineage: Eukaryota; Fungi; Ascomycota; Sordariomycetes; Sordariales; Chaetomiaceae. The transcript has 4 exons.
AUGGGUCGUCUCCAGGAAUACCAGGUGAUCGGGCGCCACCUGCCCACUGAGGCCAACCCCAACCCGGCCCUCUACCGCAUGCGCAUCUUCGCGCCCAAUGAGGUCGUCGCCAAGUCGCGUUUCUGGUACUUCCUCCGUGGCCUGAAGAAGGUCAAGAAGGCCACCGGCGAGAUCGUCAGCGUCAAUGUGAUCUCGGAGAAGCACCCCCUGAAGGUUAAAAACUUCGGCAUCUGGCUCCGCUACGACUCGCGCUCUGGCACCCACAACAUGUACAAGGAGUACCGUGAGACCUCGCGCGUUGCCGCCGUUGAGGCCAUGUACGCCGACAUGGCUGCCCGCCACCGUGCCCGCUUCAGGUCGAUCCACAUCCUCAAGGUUGUCGAGCUUGAGAAGACCGAGGACGUCAAGCGCCCUUACAUCAAGCAGCUCGUCGCCAAGAACCUCUCCUUCCCUCUCCCUCACCGUGUCCCCAAGAUCAGCACCAAGAAGAUCUUCAGCGCGAAGCGCCCUUCCACUUUCUCUUAA